AUGGAAGCCGUCGAAAUCUUCCCUGAUGAAGAAGAACCAAACAACUUGUCCUUUCCCGGAAAGAAUUCCCCUGAAAUUCCUACUUCAGCCACAAAGAAAGUGCAAUUCCUUGAUGAGACUAUUGUGAGCGUCACCAACACGAAGAAAGUAGAUUUCGCUUCGGACCUGCUUGGCAGCCUCUGCAUUAGCCCGUCAAAUAUUUGCCUACAGCAAUUGUUUCAGGGACCACACGCUGUUCUCCUCACAGAGAAGCUUUUGAGCCCAAAACCAGAAACGUCGCAGUCAACAACCCCCCUUCACUCAUCGUCCAGCCCGGAUCUCCUCUCUCUACGGGAAGUCCUCCUCUCAGACAGCACCGGUCAAUACCGACGCCGCUUUAGCAAUCUCGUCAAGCUCCGCCUGUCUGUCACCUUGGCCUGGAGUCUCCUUCAAUUACACAAAACCCCAUGGUUCUGCAAAACCUGGACCAACAUCGACAUCAACCUUCUUGACCUUCCUCACUACCCGCGGCUCGACCAGCCAUUCAUCAGUCGGACAGUCUCUGAGGAAAGCGAGGCGCAUCACAGCCAACUAACACACCAGUCCACAUCAGCGAGACCGCGCAACGGGGCAUUGUUUGCCUUGGGCGUGCUUCUUAUUGAACUGUGUCUGGGCGCGCCUUUCGACAAGCUUCGUGAGCCGCAAGAGUUGAAAGUGCUUGGUCUGCCGGAUACAUGCUCCGACUACGAGGUGGCGGAUUGCCUCAUAGAUGAGGUAUACGAUAAGUUCGGCGAUACUUACGGCGAUGCGGUGCUGAAGUGCAUCCGGUGCGAAUUUGGCUGCAGGCGGAACAGUCUCGAUGACGAGCGCUUCAGGAGAGCUUUCUACACUGGAGUGAUCGUAUUGCUAGAGCAGAACCUGGAAGUGUUCCGUAGCCAGUAA
This is a messenger RNA of Lasiodiplodia theobromae, 921 nucleotides long. RefSeq lists its product as uncharacterized. The record is from RefSeq and is a predicted model, not a curated record. The transcript has a single exon. NCBI's taxonomy places the organism in Eukaryota, Fungi, Ascomycota, Dothideomycetes, Botryosphaeriales, Botryosphaeriaceae. Bases 1 to 921 code for a protein of 306 amino acids.